AUGCAGGAUCCCAGUGGAAACAAGGGUUGUAGAGCAGGUGGCGAAGAAGAAGAGGAGUGUAUCCAACAAACAUCAAGUACUACUAAUGCCCAAGAUAGCUCACAAAGUUCUGAAGCCGAGAAUGACCAUAGUUACUCCCCUCAAGAAAGCCACCAACAAGAUUCUGGUAGCCAGGCUGUCCAAGGCAGCCUUGAUUCAAGAAGCCCUGCAGAGGCAAGAGUGGUGGCAGAAGAAGCAGCCAUUGCUCCACAUGGCGAGCAGGCACCAGUUAUUCCCGGACCCAGUGGAGAUGCUGCAACAACAGCUGGAAGUAGACUCCUAGAGUUUUCUGUAACAGUGCCAUUCAGAACCGCUGUGGAGGCAAACAUAGCCUGCAGAUCCCUGGCUUCAAAUGUCCAGCAGCAGCAAGUGAUGGUUCAACAAGAGUUCACAGUGAAUGAUACCACCCUGACUGUUAGGUGGACCACUGAAGAUCCUGUUCUCUUCCGAACAUCUAUCAAUGCCUUCCUCGACCAGCUCUCCCUAGUGAUGAGGAACAUCCCACGCCCAGUGUUUAUGGCUGUUUUCAAACAAGGAAGAGGACGAAAUAAUGACCCCUAAUGUGAUACCACCCAUAAGA
Phodopus roborovskii (desert hamster) is the source of this 619-nucleotide messenger RNA. RefSeq names its product EKC/KEOPS complex subunit LAGE3. Lineage: Eukaryota; Metazoa; Chordata; Mammalia; Rodentia; Cricetidae. The transcript has 3 exons. The record is from RefSeq and is a predicted model, not a curated record. Gene Ontology annotation, cellular component: EKC/KEOPS complex. The coding region runs from base 1 to 600 and encodes 199 amino acids.